Molecule: messenger RNA, 1390 nt
Organism: Fragaria vesca subsp. vesca
Lineage: Eukaryota; Viridiplantae; Streptophyta; Magnoliopsida; Rosales; Rosaceae
Product: 33 kDa ribonucleoprotein, chloroplastic-like
Exons: 4
Coding region: 7-1104 (365 amino acids)
Cellular component (GO): cytosol
Molecular function (GO): mRNA binding
Source: RefSeq, a predicted model, not a curated record
UCUUCCAUGGCUUCCACCAGUGCUACUUGCUCUUCUUCACUUUGCAACAAAAUCUCCAACUUCUCAGUCGUUCGCUCACUCACCCAUAUUCCAGCUCACUUACAACCUCAGUUCAAACCCCCUAAACCCCUUAAACCCCUGAGGCUCAAAGCCCAUUGCUCUCUCUUCUCUCGCCUCUCUUCUCUCCACCAUUUCCGCCGCCCCUGUUCCGCCUUAGACGGCCUCGAAGUCGAAGAAGGCAAUGAAAGCUCGGAGGAAGAAAAGGACCCACAAGCAGAAUUGCUUGAAGAAGAAGAAGGAGGAGAGGAAGAGCCAAAGGGGGAAGCAGGGUCUGACGGAAGUGACGCUGGGAGGCUCUACGUGGGGAACUUGCCUUAUUCUAUGACUUCUACCCAGUUGUCUGAGAUUUUCGGCGAGGCGGGUACUGUGACUUAUUCUGAGAUUAUUUAUGAUAGAGUUACUGAUAGGAGCAGGGGUUUUGGGUUUGUUACAAUGGCGAAUGUUGAGGAAGCUCAAGAGGCCAUUCGGAUGUUCGACGGCUCUCAAGUAGGCGGACGAACUGUGAGGGUAAACUUCCCGGAAGUGCCAAGAGGAGGUGAAAGGGAAAUUUUGGGACCUAAGAUGAGGAAUACCGGCUACAAGGUGUACAUAGAUAGUCCUAAUAAGAUCUAUGCAGGGAACCUUGGUUGGGGCCUGACAUCCCAGGGUCUUAAGGAUGCCUUUGAAGGACAGCCAGGAUUAUUGGGUGCCAAGGUCAUUUAUGAGAGGGGCUCUGGAAGAUCCCGAGGUUUUGGAUUCGUCACUUUUGACACUGCUGCCAAUGCAGAAGCUGCUGUGACUGCUAUGAACGGAGUGGAGGUUGAUGGGCGGGAAUUGCGACUAAACAUGGCUUCAGAAAGAGCUAGGACUGUAACUGUUACUCCACCUCCAGCAGCAGAAACUAGUACAGAAAACACAGAGGCCAGUGAACUGGUUUCUCCCUCAGCAUCUGAAACUACUGCAGAAGACACUACAGACAGCGGUGAAGUGGUUUCUUCCCCAGGAUCAGAAUCAACUGCAGAAGAUGCAGACAGCAGUGAAUUGGUUUCCAGUGUUAGCAUCUGAAUGCGAGUAUGAGGAGUGAGGAGUGGCUGCUUGAAUGUGCUAUUUGAUGGAACCCCUAUAGAGUUCUGAAAGUAAAUAGCAAAUUCUAUGCUACCAGACUAGUGUAUUCUUACUCCUACACCUUUAGUCUUUUCCAUACAAUGUUAGUCCGUUUUGAACGAUGUAUACGAAUUGCCGAAUUGGUAUCGAUCAUAGCAAAUGGUCAUGAUUGUAGGUUUGUAGCCAUCAAUGGUUCAAUGCAAUGAACUUGAGCAUCAGCAAGGGAAUGCUAAUUGCUUCUUCCUCU